Batrachochytrium dendrobatidis JAM81 is the source of this 1491-nucleotide messenger RNA. RefSeq lists its product as uncharacterized. Bases 1 to 1491 code for a protein of 496 amino acids. The transcript has a single exon. The record is from RefSeq and is a predicted model, not a curated record. NCBI's taxonomy places the organism in Eukaryota, Fungi, Chytridiomycota, Chytridiomycetes, Rhizophydiales.
AUGAAAUUGGUUGAUAUUCUAUUCGUGCUGACUGCGGCAGCAACUGCCAAUGCAAUACUAAUCCCGACUGGUAACAAUGGCUCACCCAAAGCAUCAGUCACUUCCAGUCAAGUGUCUGGCCCAACUGAUGAACCUAAUACAGGAACUUCCGACGACUGGCAAAGUAUAGUGGAUGCAAUUAAUUCAGACAUUCUCGAUGAAAACUGGAAAUACCUAUUUGAUUCGACUGAUUCAGACCAAGACUGGCAAAGUAUAGUAGAUCAACCCAGUCCAAGCACUUUCAACCAAGAACUUGACCCAAUUGAUGAACCCAAUUCAAAUAUUCUCAAAGGCUGGCAACAAUCAAUUGAUUUAGUUGAUCCGAACACUCCUAAACGAGCUCAAAAACAACCAAUUGAUGAACUGGGACCAAGCAUUUCCGAACAAGAUUGGCAAGAUAUAAUCGAUAAGCCCGAUCCAGGCAUUCCGAAAGACUGGAAAGGCUUGAUUGAUGCAAUCAAUUCAAAAAACUCUAAAGAAUACUGGCAACAACCAACUGAUGAACCCGAUCCAGGAAUUCCCGACAAAUACUGGCAACGUUUAAUAGAUGAAGUUGAUUUAGACACUUUUGAAAACUGGCAAGAACUGUUUGAUAUAGCUGAUCCAAGUACUUCCAGUCAAGACCAACAGCAUUCAAUGGAUACAAUUGAUUCAAGCAUUAUCAACGAAUACUGGCAAGACCUAUUUGAUAUAGCUGAUUCAAGCACUUCCAGCCAAGUUUCUGGCCCAACUAAUGAGCCUAACCCAGAUAUUUCCAAUCAAACCCAGCAACAACCAGUUAAUGAGCUUAGUUUAGAUAUUUCAGACCAAACCCAGCAACACCCAAUAGAUGUAAAUGGUCCAAGCACUUUCAAACGAGGUCGGAAACGGCCAAUCGUUAAAACCAGUCAAAGCACUUCCAGUCAAGCGCCUGGCUCAACUAAUGAACACAGUUCAAACACUUCCGGAAAAUAUUGGAAACUAUUAUUUGUUGUAAUUAAUCCAAAUAUUCCCAUUAAAUACCCAAUCAGUCGAGUCGGUCCAAGUACUCCCAAACGAAGUCGGAAACGGCCAAUUAAUCGAGCCGGCCCAAAUGCUCUCAAACAAGGUCAGAAACAACCAAUCGAAAAAGACGGGUCAGGAAAUACUGUUACAGAUCAAGUGACUGUAUUAAGCAAACAGGAUCAGAAAACAUUUGAUGGUAUAAAACAAAGGGUUAAAAUAUUCAGAAAAAUAGCAAAAGAAAAACGCCAAGCCUAUUAUAAAUAUAAAGCCGUUAGAUUGGAACAACAUUCAGCGUUAAAAGGGGGAAAAGUGAUUUAUGAAUCAAUGCACAGCUUAAAAGUUGAAACCCAAUUGAAACAAGAGUAUAAAAAAGCAGGCGUGAAAGUAUACAAUUUAAGACAAAAAUUGAAGUUUUUUAUGAAAAAAUAUGGUUUGAAAUUUGAAGAACCAGAAUCAGAUCCAGAUUGA